CUAAGUUCCGACGCGGAAGUAAUGAUUUUGACACUACACAGGACGUUGUGACAUAAAAUGUGAAUAAAGUCAAGUUCUCAAAUAUGAAUACUUUGAUUAAUCCGUCCAUCGUUCUAACGUUCCUCAUCCUCGUCACACUCGAUGUUUCGAUUGUUGACUCACUAUCCGCCGGCCAGUCUAAUGUUUGCAGCAACACAGUAUAUUAUAAAGCAUCUCGGAGCGAAUCGUACAACCAGCCAUACAGGGUGAAAACCUACACAUGGUGCUGGGCCGUCCCACCAAGAUGUACCAACUACUUGAUGCGAUACCGGACUGCGUAUCGACAGGUUUGGGACACGAAGUCGAGGGUUGAGUACAAGUGUUGCCGUGGUUACCAUGAGGUUGUUGGCGUCUGCAAACCUACAUGUUCCUUCUCAUGUGGAAAUGGCGACUGCACCUCUCCAAAUGUCUGCACCUGUAAAUCGGGAUACUUCGGCCACCAAUGCGACAAAAAAUGCGCGCCGUGGAAAUAUGGCCCUGGUUGUUUAAGUUCGUGUAGCUGUAUCACAGCUAGAACUGACCAAUGUGACGCUUCGACUGGGCGGUGCCUUUGUAAAGCAGGUUACAAGGGUUCGACGUGUAAUGAACAAUGUACAGCGAAUGUGAAUUAUGGGAUAGGGUGCAAGAGCAAAUGUCAGUGUCAAAAUGGUGCUGCGUGUGACUACAGGACUGGUGCUUGUACAUGUACAGCCGGCUUCUAUGGACCCUACUGUGAGAAAAAAUGCCCCAGUGGUACUGGUGGAAUUGGAUGUGAAGAGUGUAAGUGCCAGAACGGUGUCUGUGAUUCGAAGACGGCACUGUGCUCCUCCUGUUACCCGGGAUGGAAGGGAGAGGUGUGCUCCGAGAAGUGUCCAUUGUUCUCCUGGGGUAAAAAUUGUGCGGAAAAGUGUGAUUGCAAUGGCGGGGAAUGUUUACAAACUGUGGGGAACUGUACAAAAUGUCGUCCUGGAUACAUGGGAGUGAAAUGUGACCAACUUUGCCUAACGGGGAAAUAUGGCCAGGACUGCAAGAGUGAUUGCCCGUGCAAAAAUGGUGGACUCUGUGACCCGGUGACUGGGAACUGUACGUGUAAUGACCCUGGGUUCUAUGGUCAGUACUGCCAACACAGAUACUGUGGCAGUGCUGAUGUGUACGGCACAAACAAACUCUGUGAUACGAAAUGCAAGUGUGAGUGGUCAAACACUGAAACCGGUGAUGCAUUUUCAUGCCAUUCCAUAACCGGCGCAUGUAGUUGUAAAGCUGGCUGGAAAGGCGUGAAAUGCGAGAUCCCGUGUUCACCUCCGUUCUAUGGGAAGCAGUGCUCGAAGAUGUGCAAUUGUUCCAACAGCGCGUACUGUGACCCAGCUCUUGGAAACUGUUAUUGUCAGCUGGGAUUCAGAGGAACAUCCUGUGAGCAUCCAUGCGCCGAGGGUAAAUUUGGUCUCGGAUGUGGACAGACGUGCCAGUGUUACAAUGACGCCACAUGCAAUUCCAAGUCUGGAGCAUGCACGUGCAAAAACGGAUGGACUGGUGAAAUGUGCGAGCGGACGUGUAAGGCUGGUACGCACAGCUUGAACUGCACCGGGAAGUGUGACUGUCAUGAGAGCAAAGGACAUGGGUGUAAUCCGAUGGAUGGGGCCUGCAUGUGUCAGCCGGGAUGGACCGGGGCCAAGUGCAAUAAGGAAUGUCCAGCUGAUACCUAUGGCUUGAGGUGUGGACAGAACUGCUCAUGUAAUGCAACAAACGCGCUGAGUUGUCAAAGUGAGAAGGGGAUGUGCCAAUGUAAAAGUGGCUUUUCAGGCAUCAGAUGUACUAGUACUUGCCCCGCGAAAAAAUGGGGAGCGAAUUGUCAGAAGUCUUGUAACUGUGGGAACUCGAGCUGUCAUAUGACGACUGGGGAUUGUGAGUGCCUCCAAGGAUAUACUGGGUCCACUUGUUCAGAAAAAUGUCCAACCGGCUCAUUUGGCCUCGGCUGCAACCAGAAGUGUACCCAUUGCACCUCGUACGGUGGACUUGCUGGACAGUGCGACCCGGUCAAUGGUCGUUGCAAAUGCAAGCAAGGGUUCAUUGGAUACUUCUGUGAAAGAUCUUGCCCCAAAGGCUACUACGGUGUGACCUGCUCGAAAAAGUGCAGCACUGUCUGUCCACAGGUCGAGAAAAAGUACUUCGAUUUCAAGCUUGGCAAAUCCGUGACGCAGUAUUUCACUCUGACGUGCGACCCUAGCAACGGAAAAUGUCUGUGUCCGGCGGGACGAAAAGGAGAUCAGUGUCAAUCAGAAUGUCCUCCUAACACGUACGGUAUCAAAUGCUCACAGACAUGUGCGUGUGACACCCAUGGGGCGGCAUCAUGUCGUGAUAGCAACGGACUCUGUGAAUGCAAGGCCGGAUACACCGGUCCUAAAUGCAGUGAACGUUGUCCAGAGAAUUACUAUGGAUUGGACUGCAUGAAUAAAUGUGAUUGCAACAACGACGGAAGCAUCCGUGGCUCCUGUAACAUGGUGACUGGCCUCUGCUACUGCAAACCAGGUUGGCAGCGGUCUGAUGGGAAGCAGUGUGAUGAGAGGUGCUCGAUCAUGUCUGAGACAUGUGGCCCGUCCUGCACGCGGAAGUGCCCAACGUGUCCACAACACGCACACUGCAACAUUGAAAAAUGCACCUGCGAUUGUAGUCCGGGCUACAAAGGACAAAAGUGUGACAUGAAAUGCGAUUAUCCCUCAUUUGGACUCAAUUGCAGCAAGAAGUGUGACCAGACCUGUCCUUCAAAGAUGUGCGACCACAAGGCUGGGUGUUUGACCCAGCCUGGGAAUGAAGGUUCAAAAUCACCUAUCUCCGGUCGUCACAGCGGCGGUGGAGAACUUAGUACUGGCGGCCUCGCCGGUGUCAUCGUUGCCGUUGUUGCUGCUGUCGUUCUGGUCAUCUUGAUCGCCUUGAUUUUCUACUUCAAGAAAAAGAUGGUGAAUCUUAAACAACAGAAGGAGAUUUCGGACGCGAUGCGUGACGAGGCGUUGGAGAAUAGAGACAUGGGUAUAAAUAAUCCGACAUACAUUGGCAAAGAUGGACAGGAUCCCAUGGUCAUCGGCUUGAGCGGGCCAGUGCCGGUCACUGCCCAGAAUAACUUGACGUACAGUAAUCAACUCGGGCAAUCGGCAAAACAGGGGUACACAGACGAAAAUCCGUACGACCCUUAUGACUUGCCAACUGGAAGUAAUGACAAGCCGGAUGUGAACGUUUACGAUGAAGCAAAAAUCUAUGACAACAUUGAUGAGAAGGUUCCCAACAUGGCGAUAGACUUGAACAAACCCGAAACAGUCUCCACAGAGCCCGGCAGUGGCUACCUGACAAUGAGUCGGUCACCAGAACCACUGCCCCAGGGGACUGGAACGCCGACUGGUACCUAUGUCGACCCGUACAGCCUCGGCCCGAAGACCCUUGAUCCCGUCUACCACAGUGCGUAUGAGAAGAUGGCCCCGCCGAGAUUAAAGAAACCACCGGUAGCAAAGAAACCGGGCAUUCCACCAAGAUCCCGUGAAAAUGCACCCAAACUUCCUGAAAUGCCAACUGAAAGUGCGUACCAGGUCCCGAAUCCAGCAGCCGAGGACCCGUACCGUGAUGCUUAUGAUCACACCCAGAGGGCAGCACCAGAACCACCGAUGCGGACCGACAGUGUUGCACCUGAAGAUAUGGAUGAUAUCGUGUUUGAGGGGACUGUGGAAGCUCACGUGCCGGAACCGUACGACUUGGUACCGAAGCGUGAACCGUAUGAUACGGUACCAAACCGUGAACCGUAUGAUAUGGUACCAAGGCAUGAUCAGUAUGAUAGCCCCCGUAUCACUCUCCGUCGGUCUUUAACCAAUGAUAUUGAUGCCUAAAUGGAUGACGUCUUGAGACAUUGUUCCAAUGUAAGGCGCAAGUUUUUUUAUGGUUUAGCCGUUUUCCUCCAUUUCUCUAUAUGGACUCAUCCCAGAAAUGCAUUAGAAGAGUUCAUUUCAAAAACUAGGGGUGUAAGGGUAAGCACACAAGUAUUCAGUUGACUGGAUGAGAGAUGGGGGAAUAAAGUAAAAAGAUAUUAUUUCAAAUUUGCUGUAAAUUCACGGUUUUAAGGCAUGUUGUUUUUAUUGUCAUGUGGACUGAAACGUUGUUAUUGUUUUUGUGUACAAGUUUAUUACUGAAAUAUCAUUCCUUCGAGAUUUACCGUAUUUCUUCAUGAAUCUCAUUUUCGACAUAUCAUGAAAAUUGUACAUUGACAUGUGGACUGAUUCAUUGUAAUUAUGGAUGGGUCACCACUAAAAUAUCAUUCCUAUGAGAUCUGCCGUAUUUCCACACGAGUCCCAUUUCGUUGUUACAUGUUCCAUGUGUUUUAAAAAUUUUACAUCGGUAAGUGAACUGAUGCAUUGUAAUUAUGGAUGGGUCACCACAAAAGUAUCAUUCCUAUAAAUACAUGUAUUUUUACAUAAAUCUAUUUUUGCAAUAUUACAUAUUAUGUUUACUUCUAAAUAGUACAUGGCAUGUGAAUUGAUUAUUUGUAAUUAUGGAUAGAUUAUAACUGAAAUAUUCUGCUUAAUCUCACUUUUGACAUAUCAUAUUUCUUGUAUUUUGUAAAUAUUGAUUUUGAUGUGCUUAUAUAGCAGUACUGUUAACAUGAUUAACUCACUUGUUUUUAAGUAGUAGCCAGCGAUAGUACCACAGUAAAAAUGUAAAUAUGAUGAUAUUAUAAUAUGCAUAAAUAUUGAUAUAUAUUGAUAUAUAUUUUAUGUAACCAGCCAUUUUUAAAAGUACACGUUUGAAGAUUCACUGUAUAAUAAUGCAAUUUUAAAUGUUAGUCCAUUUUAGUGAAAUUAACUAUCAUUUUAUAGAUACUGUAAGUGUGAAAUUGUUCAAGUUAAUUUGGACUUGUGAUUCCUUCACCCUGGAGAAUCAGUUCCGCAGCUUGCUGUGAUUGCUCUAUUUCAGUGCCUUUGCAGGACAUAAUCGAGAUUCCAUUUUCUUUACAAUCAAAAUAAAAAUUUUGUGAUUGCUCUUUUUCAAUGCCUUUGUAGAACAAAUUUGAGAAAACGUUUUCCUGAUAAUCAAAUGAAAAAUUCUGUGAUUGCUUUUUUUCAAUGCCUUUGUAGAACAAAUUUGAGAAAUCGGUUUCCUGAUAAUCAAAAGAAAAAUUCUGUGAUUGCUUUUUUUCAAUGCCUUUGUAGAUAAAAAUAAUGUGAAAGUGAUGCAAAUAAAUCACAAAAUUUA
This is a messenger RNA of Lineus longissimus, 5247 nucleotides long. Its product is annotated as protein draper-like. Gene Ontology annotation, molecular function: protein binding; scavenger receptor activity. The record is from RefSeq and is a predicted model, not a curated record. Lineage: Eukaryota; Metazoa; Nemertea; Pilidiophora; Heteronemertea; Lineidae. The coding region runs from base 84 to 3887 and encodes 1267 amino acids. The transcript has 26 exons.